UAUACUACUACUAAUAAAAGUACUACUACUACUAGUACUACUACUACUAGUACUACUAGUACUACUACUAGUACUACUACUAGUACUACUACUAGUACUACUACUAGUACUACUACUACUACUAUUACUACUACUACUAUUCCUACCAAUACUAAUACUACUACUAAUAGUACUAAUAUUAUUACUAGUAUUACUAACACUACUACUACUACUAGUACUCCUAAUAAUAGUACUAAUAGUACUACUAAUAAUACUACUACUACUACUAGUACUCCUCCUACUACUACUACUAGUACUACUACUAAUACUACUACGACUAUUAGUACUACUACUACUAGUACUACUUCCACUAGUACUACUAAUACUACUAGUACUAAUACUACUACUAAUACUACCAGUACUACUACUACUACUACUACUACUACUAGUACUACUACUACUACUACUACUACCACUAGUAGUACUACUACUAGUAAUACUACUACUAUAUUACAACUUACUACUACUAGUAAUACUACUACUACUAGUACUAAUACUACUACUAAUAAUACUACUACUACUAGUACUAGUACUACUAAUACUACUACUAAUAGUACUACUACUACUAGUACUACUACUACUAGUACUACUACUACUACUAUUACUACUACUACUACUACCAGUACUACUACUACUACUACUAGUACUACUACUAGUACUAUUAGUACUACUACUAGUACUACUACUACUACUACUACUAGUAGUACUACUACUAGUAAUACUACUACUAUAUUACUACUACUACUACUAUAUACUAAUACUACUAGUACUAAUACUAGUACUACUAAUACUAUUACUACUAGUACUAGUACUACUAAUACUACUACUAAUAGUACUACUAAUAUUAGUACUACUACUACUAGUACUACUACUACUACUAUUACUACUACUACUACUACUAGUACUACUACUACUACUACUACUAGUACUACUACUAGUACUACUACUACUAUUACUAAUACUACUACUACUACUACUAGUACUACUACAACUACUACUACUAGUACUACUACUACUACUAGUAGUACUACUACUACUACUAGUACUACUAGUACUAUGAGUACUACUACUACUACCAGUACUAAUAACACGACUACGACUACUAGUACAACUACUAGUACUACUAGUAAUACUAAUACUACUACUAGUAGUAAUACUACUAGUAAUACUACUACUACCAGUACUACUACUACUAGUACUACUACUAAUACUACUACUAGUACUACUACUAUUAUACUACUACUAAUAAAA
Molecule: messenger RNA, 1290 nt
Organism: Trichobilharzia szidati
Lineage: Eukaryota; Metazoa; Platyhelminthes; Trematoda; Strigeidida; Schistosomatidae
Source: the annotation of a GenBank genome assembly